Messenger RNA from Coprinopsis cinerea okayama7#130, 1296 nucleotides. RefSeq lists its product as hypothetical. The coding region runs from base 1 to 1296 and encodes 431 amino acids. The transcript has 4 exons. The record is from RefSeq and is a predicted model, not a curated record. Lineage: Eukaryota; Fungi; Basidiomycota; Agaricomycetes; Agaricales; Psathyrellaceae.
AUGUCUUCCACAGGUUCCCAGAACGACGAUUCAUUGUGGGAUGAUGAACGACUCCCUGCCUUGGUUCUGAUUCGCGAAGCCGCAGCUGUCCUUGGGAGGAUGAUACAAGGUAUUCGCACAGGCAAUCCUUACACUCACCUCGACAACGAUAGCAUAAACGCCAAUCCAGUAUUGAGGGCUGCGCUAUGGCAGGCGGCCUACGUUUUAGAGAAAGCAUUCCGGCGCAGAUAUCGCGUUGCUUGGGCGGUGCGGGACUAUAUGUCUCAACUUACCCCUCGACAGGACGGACGGAAUGCCGACCGCGAGGGGGUUCUUUCAAAGGAAUUCCCCGCGGGCGCUGAGCUCGAAGGCAAUCAUUCGGUACCGGAGAUGCUUCCAGCUAUCAUCGUUGACGCAGAAGGCCACAUUCUCCUGUGUUACCUGCCCAACUGUGUUUCACCCGCGGUAAUGAGGAUACUCGAUGCAGCUGUCGGGGCUUUGGCGACGCGGGUUGACGGACAGUUAGAGAAGAAGAAGAGAUCAAGAGAGGCUGAGCGAGCGAAGGUAGAGAAGCAGAAGGCCAAGGGGAAGAGCAAACAGCAGGGAGAAGGUCAGGAGAGGCUUGCAGGAAACUGGAGAGAAGGGCCGGAGUUGUUCAGGAAGGGGAAGUGCAAUAUGAACCCGGGUGUGUUGACAUUCGCUCCUGCGUGGUGGCCUGUGGGUCAUGAGAAUCAACUUCCCGGCCCGGCGUCGACUUUGAAACCACCCAACGGAGAUGGUCGACAGUUCCUGAAGGAUAUUUCACUCGCCUCGGCACUCAUUGGGGCUAUCCUAUCGCAGAUAAACGAACCGUUAUUCGAAGCCGGCAUCAAGGUCUUGACAGAGCUGCACUCAAACUCGAAACUCACCAAGGAUCAUGCUACGGUGUCGACGAUCAUCGAGAUGUGGUUUUCCCCCUUCAGCUCGUUAUCCCUCAUUAUCAAUCGCGAGACUCCGACCCACCGCGAUACGAGUGGUCCCAUCUGCGGCAUGGACUUACUCGUCACCGGUGGGAAUUACUCGAACGGGGUGUUUUUGACGCCAACAUUGAAUCGUAGAUGGACAUACAACCCUGGGUGUGUCAUUGUGUUGCUGGGAAAGGCAGUCCUUCAUGGAGUCCCACAGGUGAAUGGUGAGCGGUAUUGUCUAGCUUACUUCUGGCGCGAAGGGUUAUUCGACGCCGCGGGUGUGCAGUUCCCCUUUCCCUCUACCUGGGAAACGUCUUUGUCCAGUGUUCCAGAGUCUUUGUGUUGGUCUAGAGAUAGUGGAGGGAGAUAG